Molecule: messenger RNA, 285 nt
Organism: Fusarium falciforme
Lineage: Eukaryota; Fungi; Ascomycota; Sordariomycetes; Hypocreales; Nectriaceae
Exons: 2
Coding region: 1-285 (94 amino acids)
Source: RefSeq, a predicted model, not a curated record
AUGGUCCACUUCAAGCCCCUCUUCGUGGCCCUGGCCGCCGUCUCGACCGUCGUCGCCAGACCACCUUGCAGAUCUGACACCACGGCGCCUACCUUGAAGACCACCACCUCAGCCCCUGCUCCCGUCUGUGGCAUCACCGGUUACUUCGUCCCUGAUCAUGACCUGACCUACCUUUACUCCCCUGGAAACAAGCUUAGCGUCGAGGAGUGUCUCGAGGGGUGCGCUGCUUACAGCGGCUACGAGGUCAUUGCUUUCUACUACACCGGCAGCAACUUCGGCCGUUGA